Exophiala aquamarina CBS 119918 is the source of this 696-nucleotide messenger RNA. Its product is annotated as NADH dehydrogenase (ubiquinone) Fe-S protein 4. The record is from RefSeq and is a predicted model, not a curated record. The transcript is spliced from 2 exons. Lineage: Eukaryota; Fungi; Ascomycota; Eurotiomycetes; Chaetothyriales; Herpotrichiellaceae. The coding region runs from base 1 to 696 and encodes 231 amino acids. Gene Ontology annotation, biological process: electron transport chain.
AUGUCGUACCUCCGCUCGCCGAACUCCCUGCGGCUCUGCAGAACCAUCCCACAGAUAUCCCGCUCAUCGACAUCACGAUGCCUCUCCAGGACGCCUGCCUGCCGCCUCGGCGAACCUGACCCAAAAGUCGUCCCCGACGUGGCAGCUAUGCAAGCGACCGAGGACCAGGCGAGCCUCGUCGAGAUCGCCCACAAGCCAGAGCCAGGAGCUGGAGUUGAGAGAUACCACCAGGACCACCAGCCGGAUUAUACAGCGACCGUUGACCACGGAACGUCCACAUAUUCCCCCGUGCCCAAGCGGGUGUUGAACGGCAGCGAGCCCGGCGGCAUGACGCCCGCGGCCGUACUCUCUGGCGCACCGGUGGAUCUGCAGGCGAGAACAGUCAGAAUCUAUCAACCCACAAAACCUGCAACACAGUCUGGAACAUGGGGCUCACACGCGUGGCGGAUGGACUGGGACAUACUGGGGAAGGGCCACAGAUGGGAGAACCCCCUGAUGGGAUGGCAGUCAUCGGCGGAUGUCAUGCAAGGCACCAGGGUGCAGUUCAAGUCCAAGGAAGAGGCUAUCGCUUUCGCUGAGAAGCAAGGGUAUGAGUGGUACGUGCAGGAGCCGCAGGCGCGGCGGUUUGUGCCGAAGGCCUAUGCCAAUAUGUUCUUGCAUGAGCCCGGCACGCUGAAGCAUAUCAAGACGAAGUAA